This is a messenger RNA of Colias croceus (clouded yellow), 7610 nucleotides long. RefSeq names its product mucin-17. The coding region runs from base 122 to 7252 and encodes 2376 amino acids. The transcript has 3 exons. NCBI's taxonomy places the organism in Eukaryota, Metazoa, Arthropoda, Insecta, Lepidoptera, Pieridae. The record is from RefSeq and is a predicted model, not a curated record.
CAGUAGACGUACGACCGUCGCCCGCGCACCAACGUUCAAGCCGAUCACGAGAUGGCGCUGUGCUAAACUGACCUGCUAUUCUGUGCUGUGAAUUGAACCAUAGUAUGAUAGUGAGAGUGAAAUGCUACAGCCUAGGUUAUUAAGUGGCAGUGAAAUGGGCUUUAUUAACUGUGUUUUAUGGGGUGCAGUGGCGGUGCUUUUGUGUACGACUUUAUCGACAUGUCAAGAUAUAAAUGAAAACGAGCCAAUAGAUGCGACUAGAAUAAAAAGGGAAGGAGUUCCAGAGAAUAGGGACCUGACAGUACUUCUCGUUAAUGACCAGAAUAGAAAUGACUAUGUCUCGAAGAUUGGGCGAUAUCAUAGCGUCAAACCGGUCAUAGGCCUUCUAACCUCCACGGCAAGAACUUUCAUCCAGGAUGGAGUUACUACGGAAUUUGCAACUCAAAUCCUCGGUACUACUUUAGAUAACGGACGAAUUUAUGCUCAAGUCCUUACCAAGUCGUCCCUCGUUCUCUAUAGUAGGCCCAACGAUGAUACAUUUGUUGUUAGUCCAACCCGUCUCCCUUCUCUUGAUGGAUGGAACGUCAAGCAAGAUUUAGGCAUUAUAGACCCAGAUAAAUUUGUACUUAAAAAUACUGAUUAUUUGGCGCCUAGCAGCAAAAUGGAUAUUGUUUACGCUAGCAAACCUGCUCAAGAAAACUUCAAAGUUUGGAAUGCUCCAUCCUCACCCGAUAAUCAAGUUAACAAUCAAAUUUUCGAAGAGCCAACUGCUCGUAGAGUACAAGCUUAUAAUGAAAUUCCAAAGUUUGAAGUCUAUAAUUAUCUUGACGGUCCAGCCAUUGAAAACGAGAAAAAGGUAGAUUAUGUACAACCUAGUAUUUUAGAUAAUGUUAGUAGUUUACAUCAUAGGCAAAGCAAGGCUUACGAACCAAUGCCAGAAUCUGUCAAAGAUACUGAGUUUGAAGAAGAUAAAAUUGAUGAAUCAAAUAUCGUUAAAGUUAAGCCCAGUUACGAUUUACCAACCUUUACGAUUAAGAACGAGUUUUCACCAAUAUUUUAUUAUAUUGAUAAUGUUGAAUCUCGCCAACCCGUGCAACAGGCAUUACCUGAAACAAAAUCACCUAAAAAGUUGUUCGGAUACAAAAGUGAACCAAGACCAAAGAAAACAUUUACUUAUCAAGGCUUCGCUGAUUUUACGACAGUUGUUGGUGAUACUGUUAUCAUAUUUACUCCUAACACAGAUAUAGUUCGCGAACCUAAUCCUGACGAAGUUAAUGUUUUCCCAUCUGCUAAACUUGUAGACUCAUUAGCAACUAAGAUAACAUUUUUAUCAGCUGAUAUUCCCGUUGCAACUGCUACAUUUAAGUCAAAUGAAGCAACAAAAUUAACAACUCCGAAUGGUCAAGAUGAAAGAUCUGAAAGACCAUUCUACAAUGGCGAUGAAAACAUGAAUAAAAAUCUAUAUCAAGUAGAUGACGAAAUUCCUGACUCUGUUAGCGUACAAUAUAAUAAUGGCUUUGAUUUAAAUUUAGACGUUAUACAGCCUUCUGAACCAGCGUAUACGACGACUGAGAGUACUCGCAAUACAAAUGAUUUAGAUAUUAUAGAAUUGAUCGAACAGAAUUCAAUGGCAACAGAACCUUUGAAUACAAUCACUCCAUCUUCAACAUUAAGAGAAGAGUCUAAAGAAUCUGUUGUAACAGAAAGUAACAAUAAUGAUCUUUUUACCAAUUCUGUGGAAGAAACUGAAAAUACCGCUGAAGAAGUUACGGAAAAAACGGAGGAAGAUGAAGAACCAGAAGAGGAUGAAAGUACUCAAGAUAUGGAUUCGGAAAUAUUAACAACAACAGAAAGUGGUCACAGUGAGGAGUCUGAAGAAAUAGAAACUACAACAGAAAACAAAUACAACAAACACGAAGAAGUAUUCUGCUCUGAUGGUCUUGAAACUCAAUCAACGAUGACGACGGCAUAUAAAACAUUAACUUAUUUAACAACUUAUUUCAUCCCACUAGAAAGUACAGAAACUACUACAUCUGUUAAAUCUGAUGUUGUAGUCGAAAGUAAUGUUGGCUAUUUGACUAACUUCGUGUGUAAAACUAGUAAUGUCAAUAUAGAACCUACAGCUGUCAUCAAUAUUGACGUAAAUCCAACAGAACAAAGUAAUAUAGAAGCACCAGAAAUCAUUGAAAAUGACAAUGAAAGUGAACAAAAAUUAACUACAGCUACAGAAAAGUCACCACCUACAACUCCGAUGGAAAAGGAUGUAUUGACUACUGUUAAAGAGGAAGAAGAAGCUUCAAAUGAUUCGGACAGAACACCAGAAGAAGAGCAAACUACUAAAGCAACCACAUCAACCACAGCUGAGAGGGUUUCUACAAGUCAAAGUCAUGUUGAAGUAUCUGUAAGUACAGAACAUACUCCAACGGAGCAAGUUACUAACAAAGAUGCGAAUGAAGAAGUUAAUGACGCAGAAAACGAAAUUGAUCUUAUUUAUAAAACGUUAUACACGACCUAUACAUACUUUACUACAUUCUUUGGGGACCAAACGUCUAGUGUAGCAAGUCAUAAAUCAAUAGUGACGAAUAUUAUAACAAACACAAUUGACCUAUCUAAAAUGGACCCAUCACUAAUCGACGCUUUUAAUGAAGGUGAAAUUGCUCCAACUAAUGUAGGUAUUGGCAGGCCAACAGAAACAUUUGCAAUUAACAGCAUUAUUGAUUUAGUCAAAAAUAAAGAUGUUAUAGAAUCAGUUGAAGGUGGCGAACACUACAGUUCUCAAACGCCAACUCCCAUAUUAGGUGAUGAUAUUAUAGCAAGUAUAAAACCAGACGGUGUGAAAACUUAUUUUACAACUUACACAUUCUUUACAACAAUUUAUGUUGGGUCUGAUGCCAAUGUUUGUAGUAGAAGUGAAGUUUAUACUAAUUAUGUUGGACCUGAUGAACUUAUACCUACAAAAGUUAAUCCGUUAGCAGUAGAAAAUACGAGAGCACAAUUUGAUUUUAGGAAUUGUAAACAAAUGAAAGGAAAAACACCAGAUAGUGAUGACGAAAAUGCGUCUAUGGAAAGUAGUGUUUCAAUGAAAGAAAAUAAUUUGGAAGAAAAUUCCAAGGAGUCGUCGCCACAACCUACACCCGUGGAAGUUGAUAUGUUAUUAAGUAUUGAUUCAAAUCCAUUAAUAUCGGAAAAUUCAUACGUUACUGAUGUAAAAUCGUCAUCGUCUAAAGGUGAAACAAAAUAUCUCGAUAAUAAUAAUGUCCUUGAUGAUCAAAUCAGUUCGGAAAGUAAUAUUGAUGAAAUAUUACCAUCACCUACACUUCUAUUACAAACAAGUUAUACGACCUUCACAUAUUUCACUACAAUGUACAUUGGUAAAGAUUCCAGUAAAGUUAAGAGUCGGUUAGAGACAAUAACAAAUGUUGUAACCGAAACUAUAACACCAAAAAUGGAACCGGAAGAGGAAAAUAAUUUACCGAUUACCUAUUACACUACCUUUACGUAUUGGACUACCUUAUAUAAGGAUAAAUCUACGACAAUAACAAGUCGCGAAGAAAUAGUUUCAAACAUAGUCACUCCAACAGUUCAAGUUUCACCUUCUAUAAGUCUUAUUGACACUUCGCCCAUUGACGUGGAGAAUAUUCCCUCACAAAAAGAUUUAGACGUCCUUAAUAUACAACCAUCUGUAAUUAAAGAUAACUUAGAACACGAGGAUGGAAAAGCAACAUUUUAUACUACCUACACCUAUUUUACUACUUUCUAUACUGGUAAUACAUCACAAAUAAGGAGUAGCUUAGAGACUGUAACGAAUAUUGUUGACAAUACAAAGGUUCUUGAAGAUAACCAACUUGGUAGAAAAGUGCCAACUGGUGCUGUAGAUAAGAAUUUAAUUCAAGAUAAUGACAAAUCGUUUAUAACUCCAACUCAAAUAAAGGAAGAGAUUAAGACAACUAAACUUCCUGACCUAUCUUCUGUAUCAUCUACAGUUUUACAAGGUACAUACAUAGAUAAUUUGUUUGCUGAAGUUAAUCCAGAAAAACCAGAAAAGCCUGAACCUUCGCCAGAACAAGAGAAGAAAAUUCUGUUUUCUCAAGUUGCUGUUAUUUCAGGAGAUUCCACAAUAGUAACCAAUGACAAUAAGACUAUAGAUGAUACUACUACAACAACAUCAACAUUUACUACGACGACUACUACAGAAGGAUCUAGUCUCCUAACAUCAAAUCCAGAGGUAAUUGAAAGUUCCGUUUCUGAACCAGAAACUACGACAGAAACAAGAUAUGAAUCUGAAGAAGAAGACGAUGAUUCAAAUCCCAGAAAAAGAGGCCGUCUCAGUUUUACCACUAAAAAACCUACUUUUACACCAGUUAUUAUUCCAUUUGCAUCUAGAAACAGGCCAACAUUUAGUCCUAAACGUCAACCCAUACCUAACAGUGCUACAACUAUAACUCGCCCGGAAUUCACACCAACUAUUACUGCAACACCAACACUAAAAUCUGUUAGGCCGUCGGGUGGCUUUGGUGGAAGUAGAAAACAAUCACUCGCUGGUAGCUCAUCAAAUCCAGGCAGAAGAUUUUCUGGUCGCAGUAGUGCGACUAUAAAUUUGUCUGCCAACAUUCCAGCUUCUAGACCUGGUGGAUUUGCUAGAGCAAGUAUUCAACCUACAUCUCGCCGUACUGGAUUUAGAUCAAGCUCAACGCGAAGCAAUAGUUUGGACUUUGCAAGCCGAUCGGCUGCAUCUAGAAUACGUCCUACAGCAUCAUCCCGGUUGAGAAAUGGUAGACAAUCCAGUUCUUUAUUCUUUACGGAACCUAAUGAAGCAGAAACAUAUGCGACUCAGCAGGAAGAAAACGCAACUGAAUCAUUAGAUGAAUUCACAGAGAGCCCUUCGCGACAAACUACCAACAAUCCAUUACUUAGAUUUAGGCGGCCUCCUAUUGGCCGGCAACCAGGCACAGCAAUAACUCCACGAACAACAACACCUUCUGCAAGAAGAAUUGUCACAGCACGCGGACGUGUAACAACAACAACAACAAGGAGAACUACUACUAGAACAACUAAUAAUCCAUUAUUGUCAUUACGUAGACAACGUCCAAAUGCUUUGUUCCCUAGAAGAAAUCUGUUCAAGCAACCCGAUCCUGAACCUGAAGAAGAAAUUGGAGAAAAUGAGCAAAAGGUUGAUGAAAGUGAUGAAAUUCUUGAUGAAGAAGAAUUUGAAGAAGACAAUGAUUACGAAUCAUCUGACAGACGAGAACAAAAGGUUGCAACACCCGCAACACCUCCUCCAAAACGAUCUAAUAUUGUAUCCAUUAGACCUUUUGGUUUUAAAAGAAGGGUUAAACGUCAAGUUGAUUAUGGAAAUAGAAAGUUCACAAAUUUCCGAAGACCGAGCACAAAGUCAGCUAGUACAAGAAAAGCAGAACCUGAACCAGAAACUGAAGCACCUGCUCCAGCUAAACCCAAACCAGGACGUUAUAACGUUCGUCCAUCAACAAACUCAAGAAGCACUACGGCAACAGCACCAAAAUCUGCAGCCAGACAACCGUUUAUAGUACGCGGUGAAAGUAGGUCAACAACUACUUCGGCUCCUGCUUAUAGGCGCGGUAAAGCGAGACCCUCGUCAAGAACAACAACUAUUGCGUCGAGGCCUAAAGCUCCACGUUUAUCUGGAAAGAGUACGCAGUCAUCGAGAUCAGGAACAGGCCGCACAACAAGUAGAUCUCGAGCUCGAACAACAACAAGCCGAGCAUCUAGCAGACAAAGAAGUUCAUUUGAAAACUUCAGUGGGGAAAGACAUAAUAAAUAUGAGAACGUUUUGAAUGAUGGUAAAAUAACAAUUACUCAUCAAAUUCCAAUAGAAGUAACCAUUCCUGUAGUGAAUGGAAAAAUAACAGAGUACAAAAAUGUACUUACUGCGAAACCUAGGAUAGAAACACUUUUAUUAAAUCAAGUGUCUACCUCGCUUGGACCUUUGGGUAAUCAGCAAUUAGUACUUGCUUUUGAGUCUACUGAAUUAGCUGAUAACGGAGCUACAAAAGUAACUAAGUUUGUCCUGCAUGAAACACCAACCACAACUGUCAUAUUUACACCAACAACCAUUCGUGGUCGUAAAACUUCAUACUCACACAUUUUACCAAGUACAGUUUAUAAUGUAGAACCCAUAGUUCAAACAGUAGCGCCAGAAAUAAAUGCUAAUGUACCUUUGGCUAAUUUACUACUUUCACAACUUCUUUUGGGUAAUCAGCAACCUGCAAUAAAUCCUCUUUUAGCAUUACAAGGCCAAGCAUUGUUACCCCAACAACCUGUAGUACAAACACCUGUAACCGAGUACAAAACUAGAUCUACUACCUAUGUAACAACAGUUACUGAUGCAAGAGAAACUGUUCUUCCCAUUACAUUUAGAGGUACACCCAUUUUAACCACAAUAGUUGAUCCAACUACAAAUGUCAUUACAGCCACAGAAUUUAUAACUGAUACUGUAGUUACGACACCAACAGUUCUUGCUCCACAACCUCAAUUUAAUUCUCUUCUUUUACCACUGCUUCUGCAGCAACAGCAGCAGCAGCAACAACAACAACAAUCAUUAUCAUUCCAAACUGCUAAUCCUUUAUUAGGUUUAAGUCAAUCUGACCUUAAUGCGUUGUCAAAUAGCUUAGGUAAUAAUAACAUUGCUCAAAAUAAUUUAAACAAUGAUAUCUUUAGUAAUAGUCCAAAACCAAACAUACUGCCCGAUUUUAAUAGUAACGAAGAUUUUUCUGAAGAUAUACGCGAUGAAGAUGAGGAAGACCUCACCCCCCCAACGCCGCCGCCUACGCGAAAAAGGCCCAGAGCAAAAGCUGCGAAACCAAGUCCACCAAAACAUACGAGUGUAGUAACUUUAUACGUAUCUGGUAAACACCCUGGUGAAUUUAGCACAGUUCUGUCAACCGUCGUUACUGAUGACACGCAAACUGUUAGGAAAAGAGAGGCCAUAUAUUUCGAAGAUGUCCAAAUUGUACCAUCUUUGCUCCCAUCCGUUAACGAACUGUAUGGCUCUCAUGACAACAACGCGCUUGAAAACUCUAUUGUUUCCGAUAUGGAUAAAUACUUUUUAAGUUCAGAAAAAGAAUCGCAACUUGAAACACAAAGCUUAGAAAGUAUCGUAGGAAGUUUAAGUAAUCACAUAAAAUAUGACGCCUCACCAACUUAUGUCGUAAAAUUAGCAAGCCCAUCUUCAAUUAGAAAUAGAAAACAAAGCUCAGUGGACGACGUCUCUUGAAGACCGAACAAUUGGUUAGGUGUAUAGUAAUGGUGUAGUUAUUUAUUUCCAUUGUAUCAUAGUAAGUUAACUAUGAAUAGUGCCUUAUAGUUGUAAUAAAUAGUUUAAGAUAAAAUACUCUUUUGUACUUUAUUAGAUUUAUAUGUGUAUACUUCUUUAGAAUCACCAAAAAUAUUCUUUUUGUUACCAGAAAUGUACCUUGGGUAACUUCUAUCUAAUCACUGCCUAAGAAUGACUCUUGGUUCUAAGUUAAUUUUAAUGAAUAGAAUCUUAAUACUCGAACAUACUCGUCUUGCUUUUAAUUGUAAAUUGCAAAAUACGACUUAAAAUGUUAAUAAUAAAUUGUAAUGAAAUUUAA